Molecule: messenger RNA, 6284 nt
Organism: Lepisosteus oculatus (spotted gar)
Lineage: Eukaryota; Metazoa; Chordata; Actinopteri; Semionotiformes; Lepisosteidae
Product: metabotropic glutamate receptor 3
Biological process (GO): G protein-coupled glutamate receptor signaling pathway; regulation of synaptic transmission, glutamatergic
Cellular component (GO): plasma membrane
Molecular function (GO): group II metabotropic glutamate receptor activity
Source: RefSeq, a predicted model, not a curated record
UCUUGCACAGAAACCAGAAAUAGCAAGAGCAGCGGUUAAACGUCAGAAUAACAAAGGAGCCUCUAAAGACUUAUCCCUGCCGAGGCUUGACAUAGCGUUUGAACUUCAUUUGCGCAGCAGAUUUAUGCUUGUAUAUAUAGAGAAAACGGGCAUUCUCUAAACGGGAAAUUUCUUGUGUAAGACAAUGCCUUAUCAUUGGCUGAGAGCACUUUAGUUAAAAAUGCUUCCUUGGGUGAAAAAGUCUGCUGCAGAAAGCAAAUAAAAUGAGGAUGAACAGUGAAUUUAGAAAGUUAUGAGCACGUCCACUUAGAAUGAGUUUAUAUUUAGCCGCUUCAAAAAAAAGAAGAGCAGUUUUCAGUCAAAAAUCAAUCACACGUGGAGAGGGAAAGUUGGAUAUAUCUUCAAGGAAAGUCUGUGCUGCCUCGAAGACAGCUUUGAACGUCUCUAGUCACACUACUUCAGAGAUUGGGGUCGCUGAUAAUUUGAAGCUCUCAGUUUCAGCCGCUAUGAGAAACUAAAUCUGAUCUCGGUAUUUCAGUUUUGGACAGAUCCGAUUAAAAAAUGAAGACAAAGGAAAGAUGAAAAAUCGAAAAUCUCUCUAGAGAAAGCGUAAUCACUGCCUAGCAAUUAGCCUUUGGUUUUAUUUUGAAUAGUUUCCAUGCGGCUAUUUCGAGCAGCUUUUGUCGCGCAAAGUGAAAGCACUUUCCAUAUGUCUAAUUGUUGAUAGAAUAGUGAACUUGCAGCAGAAAACAAUUUUUUAUUGAAUCCAGAUUUCUCAAACCAUAUUUCUGUUGUGCUACCUAGAGUCAGAGCGAAGAGUGUAUUAACAUUGCAGACACGGGAGUUUCGCAUGAGGCUCUGCAUUUCAAGGCAUGGACAAUUCACGCGAAUUUGACUCCGUUUCAGGACCAAGGACAGAUCCACAUCCAAGCUGUGGCAAUUCGAACUGAGCAGGAAUACGCGGACAGCUUGAGCGCAGAACCCAAGGCUGGACAAGUCCACACAUGGAGUAGUUUAAAUUCACCGAGAAAACCGAUUCCGAAUUACACAGGCAGACGUUCCUUCUGACCCAUUGUUCACUGACGAGCUUCAACAAGCAGAGGAGCUUGUACUCAUUACCUGUUCCUCCAACACCUCUUGGUUGGGUAGCCAAAAUCGACCACAAGGACACUUCUUCCAGCUUGGCACAACGCCUUCUUUGGCACAUUGUGGAAUCUCCGUUUCUACCUUCAAAACCUAGGUUAAUGAUUCAUAAAAUGUCACCUUUGAUGCCAGAAGAGGAACACACAUCAAUGAAAAGACAAAACCUUUAAAACUCGGCUACAUUUCAACUCUGGACACCAAGACAGCUCCAUGAAGAGCAUGUGGUUCAGAAUGGGUGCUUCCUGUGCUCUCCACAUCCUGUUUCUUUUCACUCUGGUGCAAGUGGCUCUUCCCACCUCCAGUUACAACACAGGCACCAAGAGGGAGAUCACUAUGGAAGGGGACCUUGUUAUUGGAGGACUUUUUCCCGUCCAUGAGAAAGGGGAGGGAACAGAGGACUGUGGGAAGAUAAAUGAGCAACGAGGGAUCCAAAGGCUAGAGGCUAUGCUCCUGGCUCUGGACGAGAUCAACAAGGACAAUAAAAUCUUACCUGGCCUCAAACUGGGUGCCCACAUCUUAGACACCUGCUCAAAAGACACCUAUGCCCUCGAACAGUCCCUAGAGUUUGUGAGGGCCUCCCUGACUAAAGUAGAUGAGACAGAGUACAUUUGUCCUGAUGGCUCAUAUGCUAUUCAUGAUGACUUCCCUUUGGCUAUCUCUGGGGUAAUUGGCGGCUCCUACAGUGAUGUCUCCAUUCAGGUGGCCAAUCUUUUGAGGCUUUUUCAGAUCCCUCAGAUUAGCUAUGCCUCCACCAGUGCCAAGCUCAGUGACAAGACCCGCUAUGACUACUUUGCUCGCACUGUGCCACCUGAUUUUUACCAGGCCAAAGCCAUGGCAGAGAUUCUACGCUUUUUCAACUGGACCUAUGUGUCCACAGUGGCCUCAGAAGGGGACUAUGGGGAGACCGGCAUCGAGGCCUUUCAACAGGAAGCCCGUGCACGGCAGAUCUGCAUUGCUACCUCCGCCAAGGUUAGCCGCUCCAUGAAUCGGAAGAGUUAUGAAGUAGUCAUCAGGUCCUUGCUGCAGAAGUCCAAUGCCAGGGUAGUCAUCCUCUUCACCAGGAGCGAAGAUGCCAGGGAGCUGCUGGUGGCUGCGAUGCGCAUGAACGUGUCUUUCAUAUGGGUGGCCAGCGAUGGCUGGGGGGCACAGGAGAGUGUCGUCCGGGGCAGCGAGCUGGUGGCCAAUGGCGCCUUCACCAUAGAGCUUGCCUCCUACCCCAUCAAGGAGUUUGCUGACUACUUCACCCGGCUGGAUCCCUACAACAACACUCGCAACCCGUGGUUCCGGGAAUUCUGGGAGCGUCGCUUCCAGUGCAGCCUACAGGACCUGAGCUGUGGUCAGCGCUCCCUCCAAGAUGGCAAAUUUGAGCAGGAGUCAAAGAUCAUGUUUGUGGUGAACGCUGUUUUUGCCAUGGCACAUGCCUUGCACAACAUGAGGCAGGCCGUGUGUCCCAACGCCACCAAAGUGUGUGAUGCCAUGAAGCCAGGCAACGGGAAGAGGUUUUACAGGGACUACAUCCUUAAAACAAAGUUUGAUGCUCCAUUCCGUCCAGCAGACACUGAAAAUAUUGUCAGGUUUGACUCAUAUGGUGAUAGCCUGGGGCGCUACAACAUCUUUCAUUAUCAUAAGGUGGAGGACAAGUACAUCUACAGAAAAGUUGGUUAUUGGGCUCAGGGUCUGGUCUUGAACAAGAGCCUCAUCUCCUGGGCCAACCAGGUAGUUCCCACCUCCCAGUGCAGCGAUCCCUGCAAGAAAAAUGAGGUGAAAAGCAUGCAGCCGGGAGAUGUCUGCUGCUGGAUCUGCAUCCCUUGCCAGCCCUAUCAGUACCUGCUGGAUGAAUUCACUUGCAUGGACUGCAGCUUUGGACGCUGGCCAUUAGAAAAUCUCACUGGCUGUUAUGAUCUGCCUGAAGAAUACAUCCACUGGGAGGAUGCAUGGGCUAUUGGUCCAGUCACUAUCUCUUGCUUGGGCAUCAUUUGCACGCUUUUUGUGAUCGGUGUCUUUAUGAAGAACAAUGAUACACCCAUUGUGAAGGCCUCUGGCCGAGAGCUCUCCUAUAUUCUGCUCUUUGGAGUACUGAUGUGCUAUAGUAUGACAUUCAUCUACAUAGCAAAGCCAUCAGCUGUCAUCUGCACCCUUCGUAGGUUGGGCUUGGGUACGUCCUUUGCUGUGUGCUACUCUGCACUCUUGACCAAGACAAACCGUAUUGCCCGGAUUUUCAACGGAGUCAAGGAAGGGGCUCAGAGGCCCAGGUUCAUCAGCCCAACCUCUCAGGUGGUCAUCUGCAUGGCACUCAUCUCCUGCCAGCUUAUUGUCGUCAUCGUCUGGCUGCUGGUAGAGACACCUGGGGUCCGCAAGGAAGUCAACCCAGAGAAGCGAGAUGUGGUAACUCUGAAGUGUAAUAGCAAGGAUUCCAGCAUGCUGAUGUCCCUGACCUACAACUGCAUCCUGAUCAUUCUGUGCACUGUCUACGCCUUUAAGACCAGAAAGUGCCCUGAGAACUUCAACGAGGCAAAGUUCAUUGGUUUCACCAUGUACACAACUUGCAUCAUCUGGCUGGCUUUCCAGCCCAUAUUCUAUGUCACGGCAAGUGACUACAGGGUUCAAACCACCACCAUGUGUAUCUCUGUCAGCCUGAGUGGAUCAGUGGUCCUGGGCUGCCUCUUUGCUCCUAAGCUGCAUAUCAUCCUGUUUCAACCCCAGAAGAAUGUGACAAGUCACAGAGUCGCAAUCAACCGGUUUAGUGUCACUGGCCCAGGAUCUAGCUAUUCACAUGCCGGGCCUUCAGUUACACAGUCAAACUCUUCAUUGACUUAGGAACGAGGAAGAAGUGCAGCCGAAGAUUGUGUAAAAGAAUCAUUUAUUGAGUUUGUGGAAACUUGGAUGAGGGCCAACCUCCCUGCCGUAGGAUGGGAGAGGUUAGGAACCGCUUACCCAGUGAAGACAUGAAAAAUGAAGGAAGAAGAGGAAGAAGAGAGGGUGACAUGGAAUAUAGUAUAUGGAAAACUAAGGAAUUGAGUCAAGAUUAGUUGUGGGUUGCAGCAGCUGAGCUUCAUCUGGCUGCCUUCACUCCUCCAGAACGUUAGAUAAAACAACAUAAAUAUUAAUUUGUCUGCUUGUUCCCAGUUCUUAAACAUGUUGGAACGUGAACCUUUGUAUUUUGUAAAUGAAAUAAAGUACCAAACUUGUGACUAGAAACAAAAGGCAAAUAUUCAAUUGAAGAAAAGUAGGGCUUCAAUUAUCUAAUUAAGGUGGGAUGGAACGAAACCCAACAUGUAUAUGGGUCACCAAGACCAGGAUUGAGAUCCACUGGCUUAUAGGGAAAAGGAGCAUGGAGCUGCAGGCUAGAUCACCAACAGACAGAGCAGCAGGCAGUAAAAUCCAUACCCAUGCAUGACCAAAGAUAGCACUAAAAAGAAGUUUGUUUCUUGCCUUGGACAGGGAACCAGAGCAUAGAUUAACCUGAGGGAGGUGCAAUCGAGCCCACUUCCAGUUGGAUACAGACUCAGUCAAUGAGCUAGACAGAUAAAACCCUGCUAAGUCACUUAACUGUGAGGAAAGUAAAGAAUGUAGCCCUGAGGAGAAGGCGCAGAGAUACAGUAGCAUGCUUCUGAGCAGACUGCUAAUGAUGUUUAUAGAUAAGCUCAGUCCUCUGUCACUGGGAGCACAUCCCAUUGGUUUGUGGCAACUUUAAGGAAUGAAAUUGGAAGAAAAACCCUGUUUAUACAGUACGUGUGUAUAGUGCAAAAAGCCUUUACUAAGUUUCUUAAUUCACUUAGGAGGAAAAAGUGUGUUAAUAUUUUUCUGCAAUAUUCAGAGGUUCUGUCUAAAAAGUAAUGCAGCCUUUUCGAGAGUUUUAAACUCAACUUUCACAGGCAACACUGUGUGCCUACAAGAUACCAAAUCCAAAAUUCCUGGAAAGGAAUUAAUCUAAAUGGCAUGCAGAAAAAAGAAAUCCAACUAUCAACAUUUUCCUUGGUCAUUUUUUUCUUUUCCUGCACACCUUAAAAGCACAGGUUUGUGUUGGCGGUGGUGGGCACCAUUUGGAAAAGUCAGAAAAAGGAUAAAAAUACCCUAGGAAAGAUGAGAAAAUUCUGGGUUAAUUUCAGUUAAUUAAAAAGCUUCAGGUGGCUUUUUUAUAUAGAACACACCGCAAAUCAAUAAAACCAAACAUUGUUUAAUUUCUUUUUAGCCUCUGCCUCCAACUAUGUGCCAACAGUCUGCAAUGGUAGAGAGGUGGUAGAUUCCACUACCUCUUCAUUGUGAAGACGGAUAUAAACGUCCUUUGGCCAAAUAUAUGAAAGUUACUAUCACUAGUCAAGAAUGAAGUGUUACAGUAUGAGAAUGUUUUUGCACAGAAGAUAUGAUCUUCUUGUCCUGAAAAAGUGCUGUGAAUACAAUGUCCCAAUUAUUAUUUUUGACUAGUACAAUACAUUUUAAAUAUCAGUAUCCCUCCUUUUUAAAAAAAAAUGUACACUUUAUUUGAAACAUGAAGUAAAUGAUAGAUUAAUCUGUUAAAUGUAUAAAAAAAUGUUUUUAAUGUAGAUUUUUGUGAACCAGUUUGUGCUUUCUUGUAAUUUAUGUAAAUAAAAGGUGUUUUAUAUGAAUAUUAAAAACUGUAUUUGUGCAAUGUCAUUUUAUUCUGCAAAGUUAUUCAAUCAUUGGAGUGAGAUUUUUGGUUUUAAACCUUCCUUCAGGAAGUACUGGCCUAUUAAAACAAUAUUUCUAACAAAAAGCAAUAGCCUUGACUUCUAUACACAAAAUAUCAAGGCUCUAACUCAGUAUAAUGAAUGAAGAUUUGGUCUGUGAUGGGAAUAUUUCCUAUAGAGAAAGAUAUAUCAGCAGACAUUAAACCUGCUUCGAGUAUAUUUUGAGCAUUCUUAUUGUAAAAAUAAGACACUCUGGACAGACCAAUGGCAUGUUCAUAGCACAAUAAAGUAGAAAAAAUUCCAUUAAAAAACACAGUGUGUAUAGCCACAGAAAACAAAAUGAACAAUGAUAUUAAAGCCAACACUAUUUUUGUUCCCAAUAUCCUGCCAGAAAUGUUAAAGAAAAUGGUAUUACUGGUUAAUCUGUGAUGCUUCAGAGAUCUAAUAUGUGGAGAUUAUUUUUGGUAAACAAAAUAUAAUAAUAAUUUCUUA